AUGUUGGCAAAUGAUUGGUUGGCUCAUGUUGCUGUCAUUGAAGAGAAUUUUGCUCAGAUGCAGAGAAAAAGUGAAAGUAAAGAACCGAAUAUAACACCUGAAGCAGCAAAUUUGGUGCCAUUUGGGGAUGUGGUUGGCUGUCUGGCUAUUCAUAUAAAGAACUGCAGUUAUUUUACACCUCAGAUUGAUUUGCAGCAUUGCAGUAAUUUGUGCGUUCGCAUCUCUGUAAACAAUGUUGUGAAAUGUACAAAAGCAUAUGCCUUGCAACCCCAGAACACACUACAAAACAAUGAUAAAAAGAAAAGUAUAAUUAAGUUUGAUGAAGUGAAGUAUUUUUCUGUACAGGUUCCCAGACGGCAAGAUGAUGUACGAAAUAAUAUUUACUUGGAUCUAAUGCAAUGUGACAAUGAAGACAAAUACACUCUCAUGUUAGGGAGUGUUCAAAUACACCUUUAUGAGGUAAUUCAGAAAGGGUGCUUUAUUGAAGAAUUUCAAAUUUUGCAUAAAAACACAUUUAUUUGCAGGAUUGAGGUGGAAUUUAUGUUCUCCUAUGGCAACUUUGGUUUUGGAUUUUCGCAUCAGUUAAAACCUCUUCAAAAAAUUGUGGAACCAUCCAUGUUUAUGAAUAUUGCACCACCUCCAGAAAGAACAGACCCUGUCACAAAUGUUAUUAUACCACAGCUGAUAGAAUAUCCAGCAUUCUUAUCCCCAGACCUGAAUGUGACUGUUGGGACGCCAGCCUCAGUACCCCAAUCCAACCAGCCCUCUGCAGUGCGGCUUGAAAAACUUCAGCAACCACCUCGGGAAAGGCUGGAAAACAUGAAAAAAGAAUAUAGAGAUCUGCAUACAUGGAGAGAAAAAGUUAUAUAUUUAGAAGGAGUUCUUGCCCCUAAAUUGGAACAUAAUGAACUUGAGAGAAGUAAUACCAAUGAGAUAUAUGAAAGGCAACUUGAAGAGAAGUCUGAAGAUACUGUAACAUCAGAUAUCUCUUUUGUAAAUGAGGAAGCUGAAAUUAUUUCAAGUGAGUUACUGGAUAAUGAUGAUAAGAAGGACCUGACUCUACCAACAUUGAACCAGAUGGAUCAAGAUCAUUCAAAUGCUGUUGCUUCUAAGAGUAGUGAAUCAACAAAACAAAGAGCUACUCCAUUGCUCAUUAUUCCCAGCCUGACAAUAACAGAAAAGAACAAAAUACUGCUUUCAGAAGACCAAUUAGAAGCCGUGACAGAGAGAAAACUGAAUAAUGUACACUUUAAACCAAAAGUAAAAUUAAAAGAUAAACAUCCAAAAAUUUCAAAAUCAAACUCAUCUGCAUCUGCAUCAGAGGUGGCUUUUUCACAAAAAGGAUACAGGGCACCAUCUUUGAGGCCAGAAUACAUAGAAUUCAAACCAAAAUAUCAGGUGAGUAAUUUCAACACCAAGGACAGUUUUGAUCCUUUUCAAAGGAAUAUAAAGAACAAAAUGUCAGUCAGAAAAAGGAAGGACCAAGACAUGUCCCAAUGUAGAAAUAGUUUAAGUGAAGAGCUUAUAGAACAUGAAGACCAAGACCCUCCUUACCCAACACAUUCAAAAACUCCAAGGCCUACAGAUAAAACCUGGCCUCCUCAUGUUGAUACCGCUGCAAUAAAGACUGUAGACACUAAGGAAAAGUUAACCUGUGACCCUGAUAUCAUCACAGUAACGACUUUAAAUACUAAGAAUAAUUUAGCCUGUGAUCCUAGUAUCUCCACAAUAAAGGCUUUAGAUAUUAAGAAUAAGUUAAAGGAAAGACCACCAAAUGUAUCCUUGCCAAACUUGGAAAGAGAAUCAUCACUGACUAGAAAUGUGAAUGUAAAUACAUGUCAUUUCUCAAAAUCAUUAAGUCUUACUGCCCACAUAGAAAACUUAAAACAAUCAGUGGUGCUCAAGUCAGUGUUAAGUAAAAAUCUGCAAGACCUUUCAGAGAAAUUAUUUUCUAAACCAGAAUUUCCUGUGGACACUGAAGCAAGAAAAAAAAGUCAUAGUUCGCUACUUCUAAGUAUUCAUGAUAAACCAUCAAGUAGUCUGGAAGACAAAAUAUUUGAAACAGUCCAAGAUUUAAAUAGCCGGCUUUCAAAAGGAGACAUUUUGUAUUCAAAGUGUCUUGUAAAUCCAAUAAUAAUUAAAGAUAUUCCCGCAGCUUCACUUUCAGAAGGUGGUCCAGGAACGUCUCCAGAGGUAGAAAGCGAACUUGUCUCUGAAGAACACUUAGAGGCUGGUGAGAUAGCUUUUCCAAUGGAAAAAAAGAGUAGUUUUAAAAAGAAACAUUUAGAAAGUGAAAUAUCUAGCUCUAAACCAGGUUUCAGUGGCAUUGCACAUGAUUGUGUUAUAAAGCAAAUAUUCACUGCCCCAGCCUUCUCCAAGCUGGAGAUGGGAGUAGAAGAAACGAGUGAGACACAGAUGAGCUGGCAGAAUCAGCUACGCGCAGCUUGGGAGAAUUUGUCUUCAAAUGAUCUUGUUCACUAUGAAGAAAACGAUGAAAUAGAAUUGCCAGAGACCAAAUCUGUCACAAGCCAGAUAAUGCAAGCACUUCCUGUAGAUGCUCUUUUAGAAUCUGGGGUAAUCAAAGUGGUAGAAUUAGAUAAAGAGUAUCAGGAAAAUUCUUUGCUGGAUACAGAGGCAGCCUUUGCUGGAGAAAAGCCAAAAGAUUCCAUAGAGGAUUAUUCAGAAAUCAAAUGGAAAACAAAUUCUCUUUCACAGCAGAAUAUACCUGUCAUUCCUAAAGAAAGCACUUCUUCUUCAAAUAGAGUCGAAUUUAUAGACAAAGGCCAAAAUAUAUCCCCACAGGAUUCAAAGUAUCCAUCAAUGCCAGAUAAAAAAACGGAUUUGCCAAGUAGUAGUCAGAGACUUGAUAGAGAAGAAGAUGAUCUAAGUUCUACCUUAGAACAUUUAAAUAAUUUGUUACUGAGUAAAUUUAAUGAGUCGGAUGUAAUAAUUUUAAAAUCCUUUUUCAAAAACAUAUUUAAUGUUUUUUUAAAAUAUAAUCAGUCUGAAAAGAGAAGACAACCAGAAAAAGAAUUAGAAAGACUAAUUCAACACCCGUUUCCAAAUAAUAUAGAAGACCUUAAAGGAAUUAAAGAGGAUUUUGAUAAAGCAGACAAAUUAGACAGAAAACCUCAUUUGAAUCCAAAGCUGUGUGUAUUUCUAGAAGCACUCUCAGAGUCAGAAAUAAAAAACUUAAAAUCUGAAUUAAGUAAACAUAUCCAGCAUUAUCUUAUAGAAAGACUUUCAGAAUCAGGACAUAUUACCAAAGCGGACUUACCAAAAAUCUAUCAAAAUCUGUAUUUGAUGAAUGAGAGAGCAGAACCAAAAGGGCAAAAUGUUUUUCUGGAGAAAUAUUCAGAAACUGUAAAAGAAACCAUGUCUUUUGUGAAUAAUUUUAAUCAUUAUUUCAUAAAUAAACAUUUGGAAAUAAAGUUGAAAUCUUUUUUAAGUGAAAUUCUUCAAAAUUAUUUCCUUAAAAACCUUUCAGAAAGCAGUUUAUUUAAAGAGACAGAAUCUGAACCUAUGCACUCAAACAUAUCUUCUCUAAGAACCAGAAGUGCUUCAAUAUCUUUUCACAAAUUAGGACAAGAUAUUUCAAAGGGGAGUUUUGGUAGAGGGCUUGAAGUAAACAUGACAUACCCUUUAAAUAAACCCCUGCAAAACUAUCUCAUAGCUUUAUCAGAAAGUGAAUUAUUAAAUGCAAAAGCUGAUUUAAGCAAACACAUCCAGAGGUUUUUUAUAGAAAAACUUUCAAAAUCAGGGCUAAUCACUGAAAGACAAUUAGAAGGAAUAAGCAACCAUAUAAAUUUGAUUAAUUCUAGUUCCACGUCAUUAAAAUGUAUAAAGCCAUGUUUAUCUUUUAGAGAUGAAAAUCAGUUUAUGGAGAAACAUUCAGAAAAGCAAAAUAAAUAUUCAGAAAUCGUUCAUAGAGCCGCUUUACAAAAGGUUCCUGAGGCUAGAGUUAUAGAAACAGAAUUGACCAGAAAGGAAGAAAAGGAGUAUUUUCCCUUACAGCAUACUAAAGAAAAUCCAUCAACAAUUAGAGAACAGAAAAGAUGUUACCCUAAAGGAGCUAAAACACCGACUUUAAUUAAAGUACAACCUGCUUCCAACAAAAAUGCCCAAGAAAUUCCAUUAAAGAAAUCAUCAGAACAACUUACAGAUAUAGUGCUUAAGAAACAAAGGAAAGAACAUGGCUUUAUGCAGCUUCCUCAAGCAGAAAAUUUUGAUAUUAAAACAGAGAUUCAAGACCCGCAUAGUUGGAGUGGUAAGUCAAAAACAACUCAAUCAAACGCUUGCUUUGAAAGGACACCAAAAAUGAAGUCCCUUGGAAAAAAAGAGCAGAGUAACAUCUAUAAAUCGGUGGUACAGGAAAAACCUGAAGCAGUGUUGUCGCCAUGUCCUAGAAUUCCUUAUUGCAAAAAGCCAAAUGAAGAUGAAAAAUACAUGAAUAAAUUCACUUUUUCUUCCAGGCAGAGUAACACUUUAAUUUGUUUCAAUUCAGAGGCUGAAGAGAACUCAGAAUUAGAACAUCAGUUUUGUCAGAGACUGAAAGGAUAUAAUAACAAUAAUAAAAAACAUCAUUUAGUAACAUUUGCACAUUACAAAAAAGAAAUACAAGCUCUUUUUAUAACACCAAGUGAAAUUUGCAAUGAAAGACAUGCCAAGGCCCUUGAAUCACAAUCGUUUCAAGCUGUGAAAGCUGAGAAAGACUCAAAACCAUCCCUCUUCCCAGAAGUAAUAAAGAGAGAAAAUCUAAAGGCCAAGGUCCGAAAAGAAAGAGACCAUGUCAACACACAAAAAAAGUCACUUAAGAUAGCUAAGGUCCUACCAACCACACCGCCCACCACAAGAACGCUAAGGAAAUCUGUUCCUAGGACAGUGCUCCGUUGGACUGCGAGAAGCACUAUACACGAUUGUUCGGAUAGAUUUGAGGAUUCACCUAUGACCUCUUUUCAGCAUCUUGGAAAAUUGACAUCAAGAGCAAGGCUUUCAGGAAAGAGCCCAGAUGAGAACCACGAUCGGUUAAAACACUCUGCAAGACCGUAUACUGCUCCAGAGGUUAAUAAACGACGGGAAAGCUACACUGGAAAAUGUACAAGUCCUCGAAUGGUUUCAGCAGGCUUAGUUCAUCGAAAUGAUACCAUCCCAGAUUAUGAUAUCCAUAAAACACAGCCCAAAAAAAUGUUUGCUCAUUCGUGA
Messenger RNA from Pteronotus mesoamericanus, 5202 nucleotides. It is a transcript of the gene CATSPERT, whose product is annotated as C2 calcium dependent domain containing 6. The record is from RefSeq and is a predicted model, not a curated record. The coding region runs from base 1 to 5202 and encodes 1733 amino acids. NCBI's taxonomy places the organism in Eukaryota, Metazoa, Chordata, Mammalia, Chiroptera, Mormoopidae. The transcript has 16 exons.